AUGUGGAAGCUCUCCAAGAGCCCUCUCAGGCUGUUCUACUGCAUGGUGGCAUGGACAUCAACUGCUCACACCGUCAAAGGAAGCACAUGGCCCAUUCCUUCCAAAACAAGUGUUCUAGACAGCAGAGAUAAGCCAUUUGGCUAUUUCAUGCUGGGAAUGUGGAAUAUCCCCUCACUCCAGACACCACUCUUCCUCCUCUUGCUCAUGGUCUAUUUGAUAACGGUGGCUGGGAACAUCCUCACUGUUGUGUUGGUGGUGGCAGACUGGCAACUGCACACACCCAUGUACUUCCUCCUGGGCAAUCUCUCCUCCUUGGAGAUCUCCUACAGCUCCACCAUCCUGCCCCAGCUGCUGGUCAGCUUCCUGACUGGGGACAGGACCAUAUCUGCUAGGGGCUGCCUUGCACAAUUCUAUUUUUUUGCCUCUUUUGUGGUUACUGAGUGUUUCCUACUGGCAGCCAUGUCCUACGAUCGGUACUUGGCCAUAUGCCAGCCCCUGCUCUACGCAAGCCUCAUGAUGCAGAAGUUCUCACUGCAGCUGGCAGCAGCAUCUUGGCUGGUGGGAUUGCUAAUCUCCACAGUAGUCAUUUCUUUCAUAUCUGAGUUGAAGUUCUGUGGCCCCAAGGUCAUUGACCACUUCUUUUGUGUUUUUAAACCAUUGCUGGAGCUCACCUGCAGUGACACCAGUAUGGUUAUAAUUGUAACUUUCUUCCUAUCUUGUUUGGAUUUAGUCUUCCCCUUCCUGUUCACAGUGGCCUCCUACAUGUGCAGCAUAGCUACCAUCCUGAGGAUCCCAUCCAGCGUGGGCAGGCAGAAGGCCUUCUCUACCUGCUCCUCUCACCUCACUGUCGUCACUGUUUUCUAUGGCACCCUCAUCGCUGUCUACAUGCUGCCCAGAACCCCCAGACUCAGACAGCUCAACAAAGUCUUCUCCUUUUCCUACACUGUCCUCAUGCCCCUGGUCAAUCCCCUCAUCUACAGCCUGUGCAACAGGGAGGUCAGGGAGACCCUGAGGAAAGCAGUGAGGAAAGCUCUGGUCUGUACCCAGAGCUCAUAG
This is a messenger RNA of Rhea pennata, 1056 nucleotides long. Its product is annotated as olfactory receptor 6B1-like. Gene Ontology annotation, molecular function: G protein-coupled receptor activity; olfactory receptor activity; odorant binding. Gene Ontology annotation, cellular component: membrane. The transcript has a single exon. NCBI's taxonomy places the organism in Eukaryota, Metazoa, Chordata, Aves, Rheiformes, Rheidae. Bases 1 to 1056 code for a protein of 351 amino acids. The record is from RefSeq and is a predicted model, not a curated record. Gene Ontology annotation, biological process: G protein-coupled receptor signaling pathway.